Nematocida homosporus is the source of this 1164-nucleotide messenger RNA. RefSeq lists its product as uncharacterized. The coding region runs from base 1 to 1164 and encodes 387 amino acids. Lineage: Eukaryota; Fungi; Microsporidia. The transcript has a single exon. The record is from RefSeq and is a predicted model, not a curated record.
AUGACGUGGAAGAAACAUAUUCAGAAUUUAAUGUCGCAACGGGCUUAUGCCGAAGCAGAAUUAGCCUUAUCUGAAGUUGUACCUAGUCCUGAAGAUAUCAUUCCUUUUGAUGCAUAUACGGAAGUCUUGAAUUUAGCCUUAAAAAAGGAGUCAAAGAUAGGGAUGGACGGAUUAUUACAAAGAUAUCCAGAUAUGUACUACCCAAAGAUGGUUUAUGCCAAAUACUUAAUAGGCAUUGGAGAAGUUGAUAAAUCAAUUGCUUACUAUCAAGCCGCUUUAGUUGUGUGUACUGAACUAGAAGAUCGUAUAGAUAUGCUUAGAGAGUUGGUUUUUAUGAUGGUUUAUCUAGGCAAUGUAAAUGAAGCCUUUCUCUAUGCCCGCGAUUUAGUACAGGCUUCUGCUUAUCGCUGUGAUAUGCGUAUGUUGUUCUGGAUCUGUUCUUUAGCCGCCCCUAGUACUACUAAUGAAGAGAUAAGAGUUGAAGCCAAUCGGAUUUUACAGAAGUUGGGAGUUGCCUUUAGUAUUCCUGAAAUAAGUACAACCCAAAAACAGUAUGGUGAUAUAAAGAUAGAUAGUGCUCCAGGUUUAGAAGAGUUCUUAACUAUCAAUGGACUGGCUAAACCUGAUCACAAAUCCGUAACUGAGAUAGGUGUUUGUAGUGAACUCACUACUAUUCAUGAUGCUGAUCUUGAAGCCGGCAAAUUCCUAGAAACUCUAGGUGGUCCCAAACACGUUGAAGCCAAAGUAGCCGAACUACGUAAAAGUGAAGAUGUCGUUCUUCUCUACCGUAUAGCCAAUGCCAUGUAUACGCAAGAGUAUUAUGGAUGUGCCCGUAUUUUCUUCCGCGCACUUAUUGAGAUCUUUAUCAACAUAGACCAACUAAGACUCAGAUUCCUUAAGCUAAGUUUCAAUUGUGAAUCCAACGAAUUCUUCCGUGUCGCCAAACUAACUAUGUCUUCCUUUAGUAUGUUCAAAGAAAGUGUCAAACGUUUCAACAUGUCCGUUUAUCUUACCGGGAAAGGAAAAGGCAAACACCUCCCAGAACUAGAAGAGAUCCUAAUCCUAGCCUUCCCCGACCUCGACCUAAUCAAUCUCUACCAAGUACCUCCUCAUAUGGACAAGUCCCCAAAAUCCCCCAAACUAUCUUCACUCACUCUAGGAUAG